CAGAUUGGGGCGAAAAUAGAGCAUUAUAAAUGCCUGCCCGUCUGGGUCACUCUCAGCACUCAUACUUGGAUCGAAUGAAAAUGAAACCAAGCAUGAAGCAUUCGAGAGACAUGAGUGUUGCGUUUUUAUUGGUUCUCUCUUUGGCAGUUAGAGCUUGCUCACAGCAACAGGGACCGCAAGUGCCCUGUUUCUUCAUAUUUGGCGAUUCCCUCGUCGACAAUGGGAACAACAACCAGAUUCUCACGCUUGCGAGGGCGAACUACAGGCCUUAUGGCAUCGACUUCCCGCUCGGUGCGACGGGCCGUUUCACCAACGGGAGGACUUACGUGGAUGCUUUAGCACAGUUACUUGGAUUUCCAACUUACGUACCACCUUACGCAAGAACAAGGGGACCUGCUUUGUUGAGGGGAGCGAACUAUGCUUCUGGAGCAGCCGGUAUACGGGAUGAAACCGGGAAUAAUUUGGGCGAUCACACUUCAAUGGACCAACAGGUCGCAAACUUUGGUUAUACAGUGGCUCAGAUGAGAAGGUACUUUAGAGGAGACACCAAUGCACUCAACAGCUACCUAAGUAAAUGCAUUUUCUAUUCUGGGUUGGGGAGUAACGAUUACUUGAACAACUAUUUCAUGCCGAAUUUCUACUCUACGAGUUCAGAAUUCACUGCCAAAGCCUAUGCAGCUGUUCUGCUUAAUGACUACUCACGCCAGUUGACGCAACUCUAUGGCUUGGGAGCACGGAAGGUGAUUGUUACUGCAGUUGGCCAGAUCGGUUGUAUACCUUAUCAGCUUGCCAGAUAUAAUGGCAACAAUAGCCGAUGCAAUGAGAACAUCAACAAUGCAAUUGUUCUUUUCAACUCUGGGCUCCGCAAAAUGGUUGACGCAUUCAACAACGGUCAGCUACCUGGAGCUAAAUUCGUGUACUUGGAUUCUUUCGAGAGCACGAAGUACCUGAGCCAAAGUGCAGCAAACUACGGAUUUGAGGUGAUUGACAAAGGGUGUUGCGGAGUGGGGAGGAACAACGGGCAGAUAACUUGUCUUCCGCUUCAACAAGCUUGCACCAACCGGACCAAAUACUUGUUCUGGGAUGCAUUCCAUCCCACUGAAGCUGCCAACAUUAUGCUGGCCAAGGCAUCCUACAGCUCCAGAACCCAAUCCUUCACUUAUCCAAUCAACAUCCAACAGUUGGCUCAGUUAUGAAAACAAUUGAAACGAGUCUUGUCUCUCUUGGGGUUUACUUAGCAUUGGGUUUCGGCUUCAAUGCAGUUGCUUUUAGAUUCUGAUUUUCAAUAAGAUCGGGAUUUAUUCCAUCUUAUGUUUGACUAAAUGUACCUGUCACUUGUUCCCUGUUUGUGCAACUGAAUUGAACCUUCACAAUAACUAAGACUCCUGUGUUUUCUUUACUUGUGAUUUUCCAUGCGGGUAUGUAUAUCACAUGCCAUGUUUGUCAAGAAUAGAUGCAUUUUCUUCACA
Eucalyptus grandis is the source of this 1469-nucleotide messenger RNA. RefSeq names its product GDSL esterase/lipase At1g33811. NCBI's taxonomy places the organism in Eukaryota, Viridiplantae, Streptophyta, Magnoliopsida, Myrtales, Myrtaceae. The record is from RefSeq and is a predicted model, not a curated record. Gene Ontology annotation, molecular function: hydrolase activity, acting on ester bonds. The coding region runs from base 30 to 1196 and encodes 388 amino acids. The transcript has 5 exons.